Molecule: messenger RNA, 9771 nt
Organism: Alternaria atra
Lineage: Eukaryota; Fungi; Ascomycota; Dothideomycetes; Pleosporales; Pleosporaceae
Exons: 1
Coding region: 1-9771 (3256 amino acids)
Biological process (GO): fermentation
Cellular component (GO): membrane
Source: RefSeq, a predicted model, not a curated record
AUGGCGUCCAGAAUCGUCGCGGAGCCCCUGGACCCGCGCGACGGCUUCAAUUGGGUGUUCCUGGUUGAGCUGCUCAUAUGCGGCAUCCUGACCAUCUUCUUCCUCUUCUACUUCAACCGCCUCUUUGCGACCCUCGUGUCCUACGGCAUUCGCGCAUACACCUGGCGCACUUUCAACGCCUACAUCGACAUCACCUCGCUCCAAAUCUCCCUACUGGGCGGUCGCCUCUUCUUCAAGGACAUCCGGUACCACGGCCACAACGAGACGAUACUGGUCCAUGGCGGAUACAUCACCUGGAACUAUUGGUUGCGGCGGGUCAAAGAUGCGGGCGUAUAUACUGACGACGACCCUGCUUCAGAGACCGAUAGCGAGCGCGUACCAAGCACACCCAGGAGUCGGUCGGAUAGUCGAAGUGGGAAUGUCGACAAGGCAGAAAAGGGAGGCAAACAGACGCGGAAGGAGUUACCAUGUCGCUUCUCCAUCAAGAUAUCGGGCAUCGAAGCUUUCAUGUACAACCGGAGCCCUGCAUACGACGGCAUCAUAGACGCAGUCAAGAAGAAGGCGGAGAGCGCAGCCCAGGACGAGAAAUCGCCCGAGGGAUCAGUAGCGGAUUAUGACAAGGCGGAGAAGGACGAGCACCACCACCACAAUAAGCUGAAGAAGUCGCAGACCGAAGGUGACAAGAAUGUCACCCGAGCCGAUACGGGCCGAUCGACCUCGUCAAGUCCCAAGAAAGCCGAUAUUCCAGCCUUCCUCAGGCUCCUUCCCGUUCAUAUUGAUAUUGUGAAGGGCGCCAUCGUCGUCGGAAACGAGCACACGCUGGCCGUUAUAACCGCACAAAUCGAGAAAGCUACCGGCACCAUCGACGCCUCCACCUGUGGCCCCUUGGACGUUUAUCAGCAGCUAUUUAAUUUCCAGGUCACGCACCCUGUUGUCCAUAUGAAACCCAACCCCGAUUACAAGAUUGGACAACUCGAUUCAGCUGUACAGUACAAGCAAGAAGUAGCAGGGGGUGUGCCAGAAGACUCUAUUAUCGAGAAAGAGGCGCGGCAUAGGAGACACUGGCGCUGGCUGAGGAGACUUCCAAACCUCGCUGGGCUCUUUUCCAGAGACUCGGAUUCUAUCCAUACUCACACAAGGCCAGGUACGGCUAUUAAUCCACCUCUGAACUCACAAUGGCACUUUCCUGGUCGCGAACGAUGGAAGGGCCUGGCAAGGUACCUAGACGAUACCACCAACGAUGGCCAUGGCGAGUGGGAUGGCAUCGAAUACGCCAAGACAUCGUUGAUUGCUGACUGCCCUUGUGUCAAUGUCUCCUUCUACUGGGACGUCCCUGGUCCAGUGCCGAAUAAUAUCGACCACAGCCGGCACAUCGAUCUCGCGCGCCCGUACGACAUCAACGGAAGCAUCCCACCUGACUAUGGCAUGGAUAUACAAAUCUUCGGAGGUACUAUCAACUACGGACCUUGGGCGGAUCGGCAUCGCGGCAUCUUUCAAAACAUGUUCUUCCCCGGCAACCGUGUUGAUGCCGUCCCAGCGACCCCUCUGAAAGCUGGCGACAUCCGUGUACAGUCCGUGUUCAAACUUUUCCUCAGCAUUGAGAAAGAUACUGUGUUGCGCAUACCAAUCCGCGAAUCAUCCAAGGAUUGGAAGUGGAAAGGAAAAGCGCACACGUUAGCGGCACACGAUAAGCCUGGGGCGGACAAGAACAAAGGCAAAGCAAAGUCUCGCAUAAGACGGGGAAAGCGACGAGACAACGCUGGUGCGCAGAACGUUCGUCCUUUUGCAUGGAUUGAUGUCAAGAUAGCCGAGCAAUCCACCGUCAAUUAUGUCAUGGACAUGUACGCCUCGAAGCAAGGAUACCAGAGCAAGGUAGACGUCGAUGUAGCGAGCACUGAGAUCUCCUCCAGUGUCAAUCACGGUCUGUUAUGGCGUUCUGGCGCUAUCACGCUUGACUGCGACUUUUCUAAUCCUUUAGGUUGGAACACAUUGCGGAAAUGGCUGUUCAACAUCAAAUGUCAAGAUCUAGAGCUCUUCUUGCUCAGGGAUCAUAUGUUCCUGAUUAUGGACCUCGUGGCCGACUGGGGCUCGGGUCCACCACCCGAUUACUUUCUUUUUGUGCCCUUUCAGUACCUACUCAGCGUUGACUUCUCCAACUUCAAGUUGUAUCUCAACACAAACGACUCCAACAUUAUAAACAACCCGUCUGAUCUGGAAGACAACAACUUUGUUAUCCUGUCCGGUCGUAACUUGCAAGGAGACGUGUCCAUACCAUUGGACAAGUUCCGGCCGCUUGAGAAUGAAAUCAAAUUCGACGUCAAAGGCCAGAACCUAGGUCUCGAGGUCUUGAUGCCUCAGAAGAACACAUUGCGGACCUUUGUACAAUCGCCGAAAGUAGCGCAUUUGGGUGGGCUCACUUUAAGCGGUAGUCAUACCUUCAUGACUGAGACAUCGCCUAUGAACACCGAUAGACUUUUCAUGGACAUCCAAGGUCAUAAACUCAACCUUGAACUAUACGGUUGGCUCAUACAUCAUUUCAUGAAGAUCAAAGAUAACUACUUCGGCGAUGACAUGCACUUCAAGACACUGGAGGAAUUCCAGGGGCUACCGAGUGUUACUUUAGCAGCAGACGGAACCCCGACGGACAGUCAACCAGCCAAACUCUCGAACGACCUGGAUGUAAUACUGUGUAUUUCUGCAGAUGAGUCAUGUGUACUAGUACCAGUCAACCUGUACGCAGCAGAGCGUGGCAUUCGAGCCGAUCUUCCAUUCGCCUCCGCGGAUCUUAGGUUUACCAACUACUACAUGGAUUUGAUGGUCAAUUUCAGUCCCAUCAGCGUCUCUCUUGGAGGGUUGGUACCAGACGCUGACAUACCUAACGAAUUUACAACUGGACCUACGGAGCUCUUCGUUGACUCAACAAUCAUCUUUGGACAUCGCUUGUUUGGUCUACCACCGACAGAGCCAACAUAUCUGUGUAGUUGGGAGUUCGACGUAGGAAAGAUUUCUGGAGAUUGUACAUCCGAGUUCGUUGAGACUGCAGCAGGAGCAGCGCGCUCAUUUGCUUUCACUCUCGACGAUGAUGAAAACACGCUUCCUCUAACCGAGUUCCCAGUGAUACACGAUGCGACCUUCCUAAGACUGACGACACAUGACAUCAGCGUCUGUGUACAUAUCGCCCAAGAAGCGUUGUUGCUCAAAACGAGUCCAGUGAGUGUUAACUUCAACGAUCUUGCCGGAAGUACGUUUUCUCAGCGACUGAACGUCUUAAUACCGGACUUCACAAUCAGUGCCGUUCCGUCCAAGUCUGUGUCGCAUCACAGAGCACGAUCCAAGGAAAAGGAAGCCGUCACUCCCCAGGCCUAUCUUCAAACCACUGUGUCGUUGAAUCUGCUGACACGGAAACUGGACUUCUCCGAGGAGCGCGCGCAGCAGCAGGCUCAUAUGCGAAUUCACGACAAACGGACUAAUCGCACUCGCUUCAUGCUUGCUGACGAACGGGGUUCAUCGUCACUUCAAGAUGACGCAAACCGACAAAACUUGCGUACACCAGCAAUGCAAUAUCCGGAUGUGCCCCAUCCAAUCUUCCUCUUCCAGCCACCUCACCAUCACAGUUCGUUCACACCAUCCAAACAAUCCUCGAAUGCCUCGUCAUCCAAAGCGCGACGAAUGCGCCCAAGCAGCAAGCGGUCGUCUUCAGCCCUGUCGUUUGCCAGUAGCAUCCGAUCUGCGGUCAGACAUAAGGCAUCCAAGAAGACCACAGGUAACAGCGGCAGCCGGACUCUGCUGAGCGGAUCACCAAACCCGGUGGACACGAGGCAUCGAUCCUACUCGCCCUUCAAAAACGAUGAACGUAUCAAGCAAGACUGGACACUGUCAUCUGUUGCAUUAUCUAGCAGUUUAGCUGUACCUUACUUUCCAUUCGAUCAGGUCGAGCCGGAUCUAUCGGAUGUUCCGUCUUUUCCUGCCAUACCCUCCAGCAAUCGCUUCCGGGAUGUCGACGACGUCGUCUUCAAUGAUGUAUCAACGAAGCAUUUGGACGAGAGCUUUACGCACAGUAGCAUACUGGUUAGCGCGGAACCAGGCAUACGCGUCUUCUGCACACCGGAGUUUGUUACAUGUAUCUCGAGUCUGAUUGAACUGGUUCAACCCAGGCGUCCUGAAGAUCUGUUGGAUGAUUUCCAAGUCAAUGUCAUGACAAAGAUUCUUGAGAACCGGAAUCGACUGGAAGGGAAGGGCAGCUCCGUUGAGUUCAACGUUCGCGUACCCUUUACACACGUUCGAUUUCAACACACCUUCCAAGCUCACUCCACAAAUGAGACAGGGCAGGAUCAAUAUGAUGUCAUCCUUAACAGGCUCACGCUGGCAGCAAGGAUUAAGAAGUUUCCCGGCGAACGAGCUGGGGAGAAUUCGCUUUCGUUACACUCCACCUUGGGUUCGCUUGGUCUUUCUGUGACCGAGCGUAAUCUUCAUGGCCCGGGUGGAGGAGUUGCUAUUCAGGCUGAAAUCAGGGAUGUCCUGUUGUGGAUGAUGCAAAGCAAAGAAACCUCGGUGAAUGUUUCUUUUCGGUCAUUGGAGAAUGCGGUCGCAAGCAAGAAGGUCGAAUAUUUGGCAGCGCUCAUUCACCGGACGACACUGUUGUCAGAGAAACUGGUUACAAGAUUUGCUGAAGUCGGGGAAAGACAACAGCAUCGACUACGCUACCUGGCCUGGUACCUCACAAGCGUACAAGACCAAUACCCGGAUCCCGCCUUUCUCACUAAAGCGUCCUACGCCAUUAGGGCAGCUAGAGACCAUCUGCGCAGUCAUGAUUCUUGGAAAAUUAUUUCCCGGUUUCGCUAUACCUGGCAAUGUCUUCCACAAGUCGAGAAAGACGCUAUACUUGGCGACUGCUCGCAGUCCGAUGUGGCAUGCCCUGAGAACGCCGAGCAAAAGAUUAUCGGCAUGUGGGACCAGUGGCGUACGUGGGACUUGGCGCAUGUGAAGAAGAGCCUUGCGAUGAGGCUGCUUUUUGGACAUGUUGAAGAACCGCUCCCAACUCCGGACUCCGCACCUUUACGUGUCGACAUUAGGUCAGCAGAAAUCAAGUUCAUCAUUGACCCUGGCCCAAGACAAAGCGAGGUAUCUUUGGGUCUCCUGGCCUUGAAUGUCGUCUUGUUGCCCCCAGCGCAACCUGCUGGGCUGAUGGUGGUAGAUGCAGGUACCCUGAAGAAGUCUACCGUCGUCCAAAUUAGCUCCAGGGACACGUCACUACAUGUUCAGUGGGAGAUUUGUGAGCUUGCGGAAUCUCUACUAGAACUGUUCCAGAAGGAGAACUUAAGAGCAGCAGAGAAGAUGAAGUCAAUAAGCCCGCCACUAGGACACAGCUCAAAACCCACAUAUGACCAUGAUCUGCAGGUGGUAUUCGCGACCGAUAAGGUUCAGAUUACGCUGGAUACUAUCAACCUUCGGAGCAUCAACACUGGCGGAAGCAUGCGAUUCUCUUUCCUCGAUGCAGACAGUAGAGCAUCAGGACUCGAGGAGAUCAUAUCCGCUCAUCUUCACGUCGAUGUCGCCGUGAGCGAGCUGUCAUCACGAUCUCGGCUCCUGGCCAAAACGCAAUUCGAACGACCAAGCAUCUAUUUCGCCAUGGUCGAGUCCGGAGAUGAGAACAAAACACCCAAUGAGAUCAAGGUGGCAGCUGCGAGUCGUAGGAUCGUUGUGAAGGUGCAAGAGGAUAUUCUAGGCCUCAUUGAAGUGGCGGAUAACGUGCUCAAGGAUGAGGCCGCGUACUUCCAUCGACAGUCUACAAACAUGAAGCGCUUUACGAGCACAACCGCGAAGGAAGAGAAGCGUGAUAAAACCCCCACUCAGCUGCCUAAUAUCUCACUUGCACUGUUCAUGGACGCAUAUCACAUCGAGCUUGCCGUGCUUCAGCCACUCGGAUGGUCGAUAACAGGCUCGUCGGGACGCAUCGCUGUCGUUCCAGCCUUGGGCAAGCAUGUCACCUUGCGCGUCGAUUACGAUCUCGAAGCGAACUUUCAUCGGCUGUACAGUACUUCGAAAGAAGGGUCCCACGUCAUCAGUUCGCUUGAGUUACCUCCUCUCAAUGGAAGGCUGUCAAUCAUGCAGACCGAGAAAGAGACCAGGGUUGAAGCGUCAGGCAUCGUCGAGAAGGUACAUGUUCAGGCUUCGGAGAUUCAGUCUUUCGUCGCGACCAUCAACAAGCCGGAGAUGUCACAUAUGUUUCAGGCGGUCCAGGACGACGUUGGGGUCCUGAAGACGCACAUUGAAGAGUUGUUCCCACCUUCAGCGAGCUCACCAGUAGUCAAAGCUCCUACCUCCUCACCGGAUAUUUUGUUCAAGGUGCAGAUGACGCUGCAUGGAAUGCACAUCUCAGCUAGUGCCCCUGGUCAACACCCAGACUCGCCGACAGCCAACCUCGCGUUCAGGCUGUCCACAGUUCAGCUGAAGGCCACAAACAUCGAUAUGGAUCAGAGAAUUAUGCUAUAUCCUGAAGCUGUGGUAAGAAUCCAUGAAGUUACCAUCGAUAUGAGCCUCAAGGAUCAAGAUUCGGUUCGUCGAUGCGGUAAUCUCACAUUCGGCGCCGUUUUCCAGGCAACUACCGAGAAGGAUUCUGAACCUGCCCGCAGGGUCUAUCGUCUCCGAAGCUCGGGUCUGGAAGUGAACGUCUUCGCGGACACAGCGUCAGCGGUGGUGGACGUAGUGAAUCAUCUUCAAGACAAGAUCAAAGAUCUAGACCUCUCCAAAGAGAAGAAAUAUCUACGUCGUCUCCGGCACACGAAGAGCAGGAUCUCUCACCGACGUGACCGCAGUCUCAAAAGUGAUGCGCGUCAAGACUCUGACAGCACCAGCUCUGGGGCUCUCUUUACGUCGACGUACUCCUUGGAACUCGUUGACCUGCAGGUCAGCUGGAUCGUCGGAAACUCGGUCGCUCCUUUUCCCCGAAAUGAGAUUCACGAUCUUGUGCUUUCUUUCGGAAAGAUCGACCUGUCAACACAGAAAGACGAUGCUGCGCGCUUGAUGGUUGAAGACAUGCGUUUACAAAUGGUACCGGUAUCGGCAAGCAAGAAGACGCGAUCUCUAAACUCAGCAUUGCUGCCCAAGAUGGUGUUCAACGUAGCGUAUGCCUCCACGAAAGAUACGCGCAAACUUGCAUUCUAUGCUGCCGGGAAAUCACUCGAUCUUCAGCUCGACUCGCACUUUGUCUUACCCGGCAAUGUCAUUGAGCGCUCUAUUGCUCUUGCUGGCAAGAAGUUCCGCAAAGCCUCUGCUAAUUGGAACAUGACACCUACGACCACCGGUGCACAGCGGAAGAAUCCAUUUGGAAACAAGCGUCUUGCAUCGCUGACCGCUGAUGUUAACUUUGCUGGAGCUGUCGUGCAUAUCCAUGGUAGUGAUAAGGCGCCAGUACAGGGCGCUUCUAGUCGAGCUCAACAAAAGGGACGCUAUAGCCAGUUUGUGGGCGACGAGUCGAAGAGCAGUAUGGCAUUACGAGCACCAGGUGUGGCAGUACGCGUCGAGUACACAGACGACGGAAGCGAUCCUUCUCUGAACGCCGAGCUUCGUGUUGAUGGGUCAACCAACACGCUACUACCGACUGUCGUGCCUAUCAUCAUCGAUAUAUCGGACAGCAUUAAAGCUGUGGUCCGCGAGAAGGACGACGAGGAUGAGGCUGUAUCGCCUGAGCAGCCUCAAGACCAGACUAAGCCAACUGCGAAGCUGCUUGAAGAAGACAACAUCAUCACCGCAGAUCCCACCACCAUCUUGGGUAGGACAAGACUGAACCUGGGACUCCGGAUAUGCAAGCAAGAGUUCAGUCUCAGCUGUCAGCCCAUUGCUCGUGUCACAGCAAUUGCCAAGGUCGAGGAUAUAUACAUCACAGUGAACAGUGUCAAGUCUCAAGAGCAUGGUCACUUCUUUGCUGCAUCAGCUACGUUCGAGAAACUCGUGACUACUGUUCAGCAUGUCUACUCUCGUGAGUCCACGUUUAGCUUGGACAUGGAGUCUAUCGUGAUUUCAUUGAUGAACAGCAAACAUCUCAGCGGUACCAGUGGUAUCUCGGCGAUCCUCAAGAUCAACCCGACCGCUCUCCAAAUCAAUGCGCGUCAGCUGCAAGACUUCCUGUUGUUCAGAGAAAUCUGGGUGCCGCCAGAGAUCCGUCGGGCUUCUAAGCCCACGUCACCGAGCGCCAACUCAGAACCACAGGAGUUCCUCAUACAACGAUAUCAGCAAAUCGCUGCUGGUACCGCUUUCCCUUGGAACGCCAAUGUGGCUAUUGCAGAUGUCAAGGUUGAUCUAGAUCUAGGACAAUCAAUCGGAAAGUCAUGGUUACACAUUCACAACAUGUGGGCUUCGUCCAAAAAGAGUACCACGUCGGAGCAGAACUUAUGUGUCGGGGUUGAAAAGAUUGGAAUUGAGAGUACAGGUCGCACGAGUGGCUUCAUCGAGCUGCGUGAGAUCAAAGUACGUACAUCGAUUGGGUGGCCAUUGCAAAAACCAGGCACUCGUCAAACGCCUCUCAUUCAAGCAUCAGUGGCUUUCCGUCAGCUGCGUGUAAGGACUGGAUUCGACUUCCAAGCUUUCGUGAUGGCGGAUAUCGCGGACUUCGGCUUCUUGAUGUACAACGUUCGCCCCGAGGGUGACGAUGUACAAGACCGACUGGUUGCUAUACUCGACGGUGGCAAGGUGCACGUAUUCUGCCACGCUACGAGCGCUGCACAGGGUCUUGCGCUAUGGCAAGCGAUCGAACGAUUAAUUCAGGAGAACCAACAAGCGUACAAGCAAUCUCUCCGAGACAUUGAGAAGUUUCUGCGUCGCAAAUCAUCAAUACCCGAACCAUUCGAACGACCAGGAUCACACAGCCAGAUCCUCGCGAAGCCGGACAAAGACAACUUCAAGACACCCAUCUCACUGCAUACAGACGUCGUCGUCACGUUAAGGUCGAUCAGAUUCGGUGUCUUCCCAUCAACUUUCAUAGACAACCAGGUCCUGAUGCUGGAAGCUGGUGACAUGCAAGCGCGCUUUGCUGUCGCACUCGAGAAGAAGACCAAGAUUCAUUCCAGUCUCGGCAUGACGCUCGGUCAACUCUCCGUCGCAUUAGCUUCAGUACCAACGCCAAAGAAGAGUAAACCCGUGACUGAGCUCACAGUUGAGGACGUUUCUGCAAGCGUCAGCUCGGCACGCGGCGGCACCAUCUUACGUGUGCCCAAGGUCAUUGCUACAAUGCAUACCUGGCAAGUGCCCAAGGGCACGCACAUCGAUUACCUCUUCCGCAGCUCCCUCGAAGGCAAAGUAGAUGUCGGAUGGAACUACUCACGCAUUUCCUACAUCCGCACCAUGUGGUCGAACCACUCGCGCACCCUUGCCUCCCGCCUCGGCAAACCCCUCCCAGAAUCCAACAUCAAAAUCAGCACCUCUCAAACUCUGCAGGAUGAUCCAGAUGCUCCCGCACCCGACCCUAACGCUGCCGACAAGACCGCCAUGCCUUCGAACCGACCCCGCGCUCCCUCCGUAUCUCCAGAUGGCCAAGAGAAGAUCACAGCUGUAGUCAAUGUCCCACAGUCACGCUACGAGUAUACGCCGUUAGAACCGCCCUUGAUCGAGACGCCGCAGUUGAGGGAUAUGGGUGAGGCGACGCCGCCGUUGGAGUGGAUUGGCUUGCACCGGGAUCGGUUGCCGAAUGUUACGCAUCAGAUUGUUAUCGUUACGUUGUUGGAGGUUGCGCGGGAGGUCGAGGAGGCUUAUGAGAGGAUUCUGGGGAGUAGUUGA